Molecule: messenger RNA, 879 nt
Organism: Metopolophium dirhodum (rose-grain aphid)
Lineage: Eukaryota; Metazoa; Arthropoda; Insecta; Hemiptera; Aphididae
Exons: 6
Coding region: 265-687 (140 amino acids)
Source: RefSeq, a predicted model, not a curated record
AGUUUCAUUUUCAUAUUAUCGAAGUGUGGAGUAUGAACUGUUCAACUUACUGUCGACACUGGAAUAUUGGAUGUUUGGAUUAGUUGAUUCGUGGUUAAGGGAUUAAGACAAGACUUAAGUGAUUUUAACUUUUAACUUUUAAUUGUUGAAUUGUUUGUCGACUGUUGUCGUUUUCCAUUCAAUAUUCUUGAAAUUUUGAUUCAUUCUUAAAAAGCAGUUACAAUUUAAAGUAGGUUGUAUCCAAAUUCUAAACAUAUUUAAACCAUGUCUGAUAGCCAAUAUACUCAAAUCUUUAACAGAAAUUCAGUGGACGACGUUGAUGAUUCAGAUCUCAUCAAUAGUUAUGACAAACAGUAUGAAAAAGUGAAAAAGAAGGCAAAGGCGAAACUACCCCCUAUUGAUUCAAUGUCUGAGCUGUGUUUAAACGAUGGAGAAAGCAGUGAAUCUAUUGUGAAAGACAAACCAAAGAAAAAAGUUAAUGCUAAUAAGAAUCAUCAAACUGAAUCAACAAAUAGAUAUGAGGAUACAGACGUUCUUUUUCCACCACCCCCACCACCGCCAGACAGUAUAAAAAAUUUACCUAAGACUGAGAGGGAAGCUCUCACAUCAAUGCUGAUGUCAUAUUAUAUGAGUGGAUUUCAUACUGGAUAUUAUCUGGGAAUGAAACAAAAAAAUUCUGAAAACUGAAUUUACUCGGAUCAAUCAUUCCUAAUUUCCUAAUGGGUGAACCUAUUUGUGAGAAUCUUAAAAAUGUUUUGCUUGCAUCUAAUGUUAAAUAUUAUUUUGUAUUAUAUCAUAUAAGUAUUGUAAGAUGUAAAACUAUGUAAGUAUAUAAUUUUGUCUUAUUAUAUUAAAUAUAUUGGAUUUGUAAAGCUAAAA